CUUUACUCAGGGAGAUUGAUUUACAAUGGAAACUUAUUGAAUGGUCGAGCACCAUAAUUAUUUAUACCCUGAAACUGCCCUGUGUCCGGGUUCUAUGCAAAUUUAUUGCAACAGUCAAGCUUAAAUGCAAAUUCAAAUUUUAUUGUGCAAAUUUGACAACAUUUGGUUGGCUUAAGCUUAAAGAUGGGAUUAGAGUAGAUAGGAGAACAAGGAUGAAUCUGAACCUGGCUCCGUGGUUGGUCUGGUUUCUCUCUCUCAGGGUUGUCUCCAACAAGACGGUUCGGCUGGAUGUGAUGGGAGAUGGAAGAAACCAGAUUAUUGCGGAUUUGAAUCAGGAUAUUCUUGACAACUCUAUACAUAGAAAUAUUGCUCCUCAAUCCAGUCCUCAGCUCAGCAAUGAACCUCAGGAAUGUCCCCCGUGUGUUUGUUUGUUAGAGGAUCAUUAUAUACACAACCAACUAUCCAGGAACACUCCAUCCAGACAUUUGCAAGAUCCUACUCCCAAACCAUCAAACUUUACUCCGGAUACAACUUUAAACUCAUUAUCCUCCAGUCCUAUCCCGGAGAAAACCCCUAAACCUGCUAAACUUGAGAAUGUUGUUCCACUGCCACCUCACGCAAUGGAAUCUGAUCCUACAACACCAACCUCAUCAUCUACAGAGAGACCGAGGAGUUCUUCAUCAGAACCUUCAGUAUCCUGUCCUCAGUCAAGUCCUAAUCCAGAACUAUGUUUGAGUGAGAGCUGUGUAAUGGCUGCUGGAACUAUUCUCUCCUCCCUGGAUAAGAGUGUAGAUCCUUGUGAAGAUUUUUAUCAAUUCUCUUGUGGAGGUUGGGAGCAGCGGAGCAGUAGCAACUCAGAUAGGUUUCAGGCGAUAGACAGGAGGAACCAGAAUAUUCUACAUUCUAUACUUACACAGGAUAAACAGGAAAAUGUAUCAGUUGCUGAAGAAAAAGCGAAAACUUUCUAUAGAUCCUGUAUUCAAGAUAGGCAAGGUGUUAUUGCCGAGGAUCUUAAUAAUUUACAGACAGUUAUACAGUUUGUUGGGGGGUGGAAUGUAUCAGGCGACUAUAAUGUCUCUAUGGAUAUCAAGGAAAGAAUAUUCAGAUUACAGAAUAUGUUGGGCGUGUCCGCUCUUUUUACCUGGGGUGUGGUACCUGAGAACAAUACUAAUCAUCUUGCUGUAGUCCCAGGGGGAUGGGUUGAAGAGAAUCUCCAGGAGUCCGGAACUUACAUAGAUCUCAUGGUUGGGAUUGGAUUCAUGCUCCAGGAAGCUGCCAAGUGUCCCCCCGUGGAGUAUGUUUAUGAUCUGGACCUAGAGCUCUCAGACGGGGAGAGUGUAAACGAGAUUGUUGAAGUUGAUUACGAGUACAGAUAUGAUAUAAAUGCUGGUGAUCUACCUGACCUAUUCUCUGUAUUUAAACAAGUGUUCUGGCCGGCAGCAGGUUCAGGGUUACAUAAUUCAACUAUACCAGGGGUCGACUUGGGUUCUCAGCCUUGGGAGUAUGGUCCGUACAUACAUCAGGAUGAGGAGGAGGAGGAGGAGGAGGAGGAGGAAAAAUCUCAAUAUUCUGAGGAACAGUACAGAAGAGGAAGAGAGGAUAAGGAGAACCUGAACCAUGAAGAGAACUUGAACCAUGAAGAAAAUACAGACCAUAAGGAUCCGGAGAAAAAUAUUCAUAGAACUAGCCGAGAGGAUUGCAUAAACAGAAUAUCAAAAGAGGUUGAAGAGACAGAGCUGAACCAACGAGUAGACCUGGAGCUAACAAUGCGAUCCAUACUUUACAUAGAGGAAAGGUUGAGAAACCUGUCUUCUGGUUCCCCUGGUCACACUCACGUCAAAUUAAAAUCAAUGACAAUGAAAGAAUUGGAGGAGAAGUUUGGGUUCCUGGACUGGAGUAUUUUCUUCUCCAGGUCCUUUGAGAUCAUAGAUCAUGAUCUAGACCAGGAGACAAUAGUAUUGGUGGAUGAACCCUAUCUACAGGGUGUGAGUAGUCUACUAGCUGAGCUAGAACCAACCCAAAUCCACAAUUAUCUGGUGUGGAGGUUGGUUGUAUCCUUCUACCCCAGCAAGUACAGUGAGGAGGAGAAGAGGAAGGAAACCUGUCUGAAGCAGACCGAGGAUGUGUUUGGUCCGGUAAUAACCGCGAUGUAUGUCCGAGACAAGACGGUGGAGUCAAGCAGGAAGGUUAUCCAGGAGGUGGAGAUGAUGGUGGAUAUCAUGAAGGAGGCCUUCAGCACCAACAUGGACAAGAUGAGCUGGAUGUCAGAGCAUUCAAGGAAAGCUGGAAAAGAAAAGUUGUCUGGAAUGAUGGAUCUAAUUGGAUAUCCUGAUCAUGUUCUGAACAGUACAUGGCUCAAUCAAAGAUAUGAGGAGGUUGACGUGAGCAACGACUACCUAAUGAACAUCAUCGCCUUCCAGAGCCAUGAGAGAAAGGAGGGCAUGAAACUAUUUAUAAAGACGUAUGAGAGAGGAUCCUGGGUUGAAACUUCUCAUGGAGGAAGUAUUGUAAUGGUAAAUGCAUUCUACAGUCCUAACAGUAAUACCAUGAUAGUUCCUAUUGGGAUGCUACAGGACCCGCUCUACUGGAGUCAACCAAAAUCUCUUACUUUUGGGGCAUUUGGUAUUGUUGUAGCACACGAGAUAACGCAUGCGUUUGAUGACGAAGGGAUAAACUACAGUCACCAGGGAGCCAUGGAUCAACUUUACGAUAAUAUUACCCUUGCAGCAUUUCAUACACAAGCUAACUGUAUCAGGGAACAGUAUUCAAGAUACUCAAUAUUAGAUGUACCUGUAGAUGGAAACCUGACCCUAACUGAGAAUCUGGCGGACCACGGUGGUUUAAAGAUGGCGCUUUCUGCCUACUCCACGUGGAAACAGGAGCACACUGAUCUUAAACUUCCGGCUCUACCUUACUCAGAUAUUCAACUAUUUUUUCUAGGUUACGCGUUACCGUGGUGCUCAACGCACUCGGAGUCUCACAAUUCUCACGUUAUGAAGGACGAACAUUCUCCCGGCAGGUUCCGAGUACAGGGACCUUUAUCCAACAGUGAGGAGUUUGCUGCGGCUUGGAAUUGUCCCAAGGGGUCUAGGAUGAAUCCUGUUGAUAAAUGUACUGUUUGGUAAACAUCAGCUUUUUAUCGUAUAUACACACUGCAGAGUGUUGCAGAGAGUUCAGUUCUCGCUAUUGUAUGUAUGUACGGUGCUAUGACAAACUUCUGAAAUAAGUACAAACUUUCAAAAUACAAACUCUUGAAUAAUAACUUAAAUUAUCAAACUCCGGACAUUUUUUCAAACAGAAGUAUUUGAAACAAUUGGGGUUAGAUUUAUCCUCCUGAAGCGUUUAAGAUUUUUUUUUCUGAAGUUUAUUUUUGUGAAGUUUUCAUGGUACCACAGGUCAAAAUAAGCUCGAUGUGAAGUAUGCCGUAUGCUUAAUGAGCUUAGCUUUUAAUACUACAGGAGUAAUAUUAGUAUAUAUUUGGUUUUAUAAACCUCUUUUUUUCACAUCAUCUGAAUUAUGGGAAAAGAUUAAACAGCGUCCCAAAAAAAUAUUUGGCAUAGUUUACAAUGAAAGUAUUUUUAAGACUUUUUCAAAGUUAAAAUAUUAUCCAUUUCUAACAUCGUAAUUAUAAAAAUAUUAUUUGUUUACAAGAAUGUUAAAACACGUUUAUAGUCAUGUACAAUGUACAUUGUACAGCUUGGAAUCUGUAAUCUACUAAAUGUGUAUAGUCAUGUUAUACGAGUUGUGCAGGGUGUCCCAAUAAACAUGAGAAUCAAGUGACGACUUAUAUAUCGUCUUUGGCCCUUGCGGUAUUAUAACGAACAUAAUUUUAGUAGUAUUCUAGCUAGUAGGGUUUCCACGAAAUGGCUAAAUCUUUUGCGCAAAAUUUGCGCUAUUUUCGCGCAAUU
Molecule: messenger RNA, 3908 nt
Organism: Eurytemora carolleeae
Lineage: Eukaryota; Metazoa; Arthropoda; Copepoda; Calanoida; Temoridae
Product: endothelin-converting enzyme homolog
Exons: 25
Coding region: 213-3125 (970 amino acids)
Biological process (GO): protein processing
Cellular component (GO): plasma membrane
Molecular function (GO): metalloendopeptidase activity
Source: RefSeq, a predicted model, not a curated record